GAAGAUUUUGAAAAUCUGGCCCUUUCUGAGGAAGUUCAGUCCAUUAUUGAUCGUCAGUUGGCGACUAUGUGCAGCACUUUUGAGCACAAUAAACUGCGAAAGGAUGCAGGUCGUAAUUGGGAUCGUUUUUAUAAUCGAAACGGGGCAAAGUUUUUCAAGGAUCGACAUUGGACCAAACGUGAAUUCCGAGAAUUGGCGGAAAUCACCGAAGACGAGGAUGUUCAGGUGAAUAUUUUGGAAAUUGGUUGCGGCGUUGGAAAUUUUAUGUUUCCUCUCAUUGAGGAUCUUAAUUCAGAGCGGAAGAAGCCAGUUAUCUUUUAUGCUUGUGAUAUCUCGCCGAAAGCUGUGGCAAAUGUGAAGGCGAAUUUAAUGUUCAACGCCGACUUCGUCUCCGUAUUCGUUUGUGAUGCGGCAUCCGAGGAUGAGCUGGCGAAAUCGAUCUCUGCUGCACCGAUGCCGGCACUGCUUGAACACUCCUCCAUUGGCGAUGUGCCUCCGACCAUUAGCUUCCAUCUCGCAACGCUCAUUUUUGUGCUCUCUGCCAUCCAUCCUCUUCAGAUGUCCAUCUGCCUUCGGAACGCUGUCCAAGUAUUGCGACCGGAGGGCAAACUGUUGGUUCGUGACUAUGGUUUGUACGACCACAGUCAAAUGCGCUUUGGGCGAGGUGCGCGUGUUUUGGCAGACCGCCCUCUCUACCGCCGGCAAGAUGGGACGUUUGCGUACUUCUUCACAUGUGCCGAACUGAGUCAAUUGCUCACUGAGGCGGGUCUUACAGUGCUUCGCUGCGCCUAUGUAUACCGGCGCACCGAAAACCGUGCAACUGGUCUAUCAGUGAAACGCACCUUCAUCCAGGCUGUGGCUAGGAAAGCUCUCUGA
Messenger RNA from Hydatigera taeniaeformis, 876 nucleotides. NCBI's taxonomy places the organism in Eukaryota, Metazoa, Platyhelminthes, Cestoda, Cyclophyllidea, Taeniidae. The record is from the annotation of a GenBank genome assembly.